Molecule: messenger RNA, 3112 nt
Organism: Erythranthe guttata (spotted monkey flower)
Lineage: Eukaryota; Viridiplantae; Streptophyta; Magnoliopsida; Lamiales; Phrymaceae
Source: RefSeq, a predicted model, not a curated record
AUGUCUCUCCGGCUCGGAAUGAAUCGGCUUCUCACGCUCACUUUUCUCCUCCUCGUCGUUUUGGGUUCUACCUGCAUUCAUAUUGUUCAUGCAAUUUCAAACGAGAGGGAGGUCUACAUCGUGUAUCUCGGAAGUCUUUCCCCUGAUAUGGUCGACCAUCUUGACAUGCUUCGCGACAUCGUCGAUGCUAGAUUUAUGAAGCAGAACUUGCUGCGAAGCUACAAAAGGAGCUUCAACGGUUUUGCGGCCUCCCUCACAGCCCAAGAACACGAAAAGUUGGCUGGUCACGAGAAAGUCCUAUCGAUAUUCCCAAAUGCUAUUUUUCACACCCAUACUACGAGAUCGUGGGAUUUCAUGGGAUUUCCGAUGAAUAUCCCGCGAAAUCUCGCUGUGGAGAGUGAUAUUAUAAUUGGAGUUAUUGACUCCGGGAUUUGGCCGGAAUCGGAGAGCUUCAACGACCGAGGACUCAGUCCUCCGCCCUUGAGAUGGAAAGGAAUAAUAAAAAUUCCAAGUUUGUUCUUGUGCAGCAAACUGAUAGGAGCUCGGUUUUACACUACGUACUCAGCUAGAGAUGACACUGGUCAUGGAAGCCAUACAGCUUCUACUGCAGCAGGACGCCCCAUUGAUGCCAGCUUUUACGGCAUUGCCGGUGGAGUCGCUAGAGGUGGCGUCCCGUCGGCGAGGAUUGCCAUUUAUAAGGCUUGCCAUGAUGGGCACUGCGAAACAGCCAACAUAUUAUCUGCAUUCGACGAUGCAAUUUAUGAUGGCGUCGACAUUAUUUCAGCCUCUAUCGGACAAAAAUUUGCUUCUGACUUGGCAAGCGAUGGCGUUGCAAUCGGCGGCUUUCAUGCAUCAGUUAGCGGCAUUUUAGUGGUACAAUCUGCGGGGAAUGAGGCGAGAAAAUUAUCUACCGUAAGUAUCGCUCCAUGGAUCUUUUCGGUCGCUGCUAGCAAUACCGACCGGGGAAUCAUCACAAAAGUCAGUUUAGAGGAUGGAACGACAUUUAAUGGAAAGUCGAUUCACCCCUUCAACUUACAUGGGAUUAGUUUCCCAAUAGUUUACGGAGAUGAUAGUCGAUGUCACAAAGAAGCUGCAAAGUAAUUUCUUGAUACCCUUUAAAUAUAUCAUUUUAUAAAUAAAAAGGUAUAUAAAAUGUAUGACAUUUAACUUUUUUUUUUUAUUUGAAUUACAGAGCAUGUGACUAUGGUUGUUUGGAGCCCAGUUUGGUGAAAGGGAAAAUUGUUAUGUGCAACAACUACAGUGGCAUAGAAGAAGUUUCUAAAGCUGGAGCUGUUGGAGCGAUUUUGCAAUCAAGUUACCCGACCCCUGUGUCGUUUGUAGUUCCUACUGCGGCGUCGAGCUUCAAUGAGAGUAACUUCAACACAAUUCAGAGUUAUUUUAGCUCGACAAAGUAAGUUCCUAUCAUAAUACUCCUUGAUAAAUUAAUUUACACUAAUUUGAAAUAAUUUUACUGAUUGAAUUUUAUCUUCUGUGUAGGUCUCCAAAAGCAACUAUACUCCCUAGUGAAUUAAUAACAAAUCUGGAUGCACCACGAGUCGCUGGCUUUUCUUCGAGGGGACCAAAUAUCAUCAUUCCGGAUAUUUUGAAAGUACACUGUGUUUUUCUUUACUUUACUUGUUCAUUUCACAUUCUAAUUAUUGCAAUAAAAGUCUGUAACAUAUAUCUCUUCUGUAUAUGCAGCCAGAUAUUACAGCACCAGGGGUUGAAAUCCUAGCUGCCUAUUCACCUUUAGCUUCACCAUCAGGUGAAGAUGACCCUUAUGAUUCAAGAUCUGUGGAUUUUAAUGUUAUGUCCGGAACAUCCGUUGCUUGCCCACAUGUCACCGCAGCAGCUGCUUACAUAAAAUCAUUCCAUACUGAUUGGUCAGCUUCAGCAAUCAAAUCGGCUCUUAUGACGACAGGUAAUGUUGAACCAACCAAAAAAAAUAAAAAAAAUUGAAAUGUCUUUUUUCUUUUCUUUUUCAUUAUAACUAGUAUUUAAUUAUUUCAUUUUAUUUAUUUUUUGAAGCCUGGAGAUUGGAUCCCACAAAGGACAAGCUAGCAGAAUUUUCUUACGGAGCUGGACAUAUUGAUCCACGAAGAGCUGUUGAUCCUGGGCUCGUGUACGAAACAUCCACGGCAGAUUAUGUUACUCUUGUUUGCAAUUUGGGAUAUGCGAGACUAUUAUCAAUAAAUGGCAGCUGCGCUACUGGAGAAAGGAGUACUGCACCCAAGGAUAUGAACUACCCAUCAAUGACUGUUCGAGUUAACGGGAGCAGCUUUUCGGAGAAUUUCGUAAGGACAGUUACGAAUGUGGGAGCUGAAAAUUCGAAAUAUGAGGUGAAAACGACUAGCAGUUCAGAUUAUACUAUCACGGUGAACCCCAAGAUCCUAACAUUUAAAGCAUUCGGAGAAAAGAAAUCAUUUGAAGUAAUUAUCAAUGGGAAGAUCAAGGAGUACAUGAUCUCGGCCUACAUUGAGUGGAAUGAUGGUGUGCACACAGUCCGUAGUCCGGUGGUUGUGUACUCUGAUUCGAUAAAUCAACCUAGUCACGGUUGGGCCAGUUCAAUUGGGUUCAACCAAGUUGUUUAUUUAUUUUUAGUUUUUUUAGUUAAUUAUAUAUAGCUUCAGUUGUAUCUGUGCUUAAGUUAGUGUAACGAAAGUAUUCGAGGGAUGGAAAUAUUAGCUUCAUUAAUUAAAUAGCAUUUCUCUAUAUUGAUCAAGCCUGAUGAGCCUUUUAUAUUUGCCUUAUGGUGCUUUUGAUGUGUCCUUGUGGUACUGUUUAUUGGAAUAUAAUUUGUUCGUAGUAUACUAUGACACUUUAUUUUUGCUGUUCUAGAAUUAUGUAGGCUGAAUUGAUGCAAAUGCCAAUAGGUAUACACAAUUUGUUUCUCGACGUUCUUUUGGGCUUACUCGAUUUCAUUUUGCACUUCAAAUCUAUUAAACCUGCAUCUUUCUCUCUCUGAAAAUUGAUUAUUCAGGUACUGGAGAUGAUGGUUCGAUGAACCAGCAAAAUGAGAACAAGAAGAAACAAUGUCUGAGAAAGUACACAGACGAGUCCGUGGUAUAUACUGUAUUUUUGCAGCAGUGAUGUCUGUAAAUACAUGUUUUAU